AUGGCCGCCUGCGGCCGCCUUGAGGAGGGCGCCGAGCGGCUGCGUGGGCGACGGGCUGCUGAGUUGGUCUUCCAGACCGUGUCGGCGCUCCUCACUUCAGAGUCGGGCCUGGGCGCAUCGAUGCUCCUGUCCUUCGACGAACUGGAAGGACUGACUCUCAUGGGCAAGGCGGCUUGCCACGUGGAGGAGGAUGCCGUGGUCGGCGCUGUGCGCAGCUUCCGCGAAGUCACUCGACGCUUCGCUGCGUCCGCGCGCCAGAGAGAACGCACAGGAAACAUGAUGAGAAGCCUUGAGGGCUUUCGGGAGACUUUCUGCAGGCGACUGACGGACUUGGCUGUGCGAAGUGAGCGGCGCAUGUUGGUUGUGCGAUUUAAGGAGGUUGUGAAUGAACUCGGGGGCAUCCUCUCAGAGGCUUACUCGAAGAGUCAGGUGGUCGACAUCCUUUCCGGCCUGUCUCUUCAGCUUACCUCAGAGCUGGUGGUGCAGUGCCCUGGCAUUCCCGAUGCAGAUGGCAUAGAAGCGCUCGACUGGCUUACCAAUGUCCUCCGCACAUUGUUGGAGCGUGGCAGCGCAGGUGCUUCUCCUGACAGCAUCCGCGAUUGGCUGGAGACCACAGGCUUCUUCGCACGGCUUGCAUCGCUUGGCGCGUGCCGUGUGCAGCAGCGUGCAGCUGGUCUCCUUGUGGUUCUCCUGCAACGACGAGUCCUCGCACCUGCAGAGCUCGUGAGUGCCCUGGCCAAGGCCGGUGCUCUGUCACCUGCUUCUUCCAUCCCGGCCACAUGCCGCCUUGCGCUUCAAGGCGCGUUGGCCUCGGCUUCGGCUAACUUGCCAGUGCAGGCAACCCUUGACUUGAUCGACAGCCUUUGCGGUCUGUGGCCUUUCUCCGCCCUGGCGCUGGAAGGCGUCGACCUUCUGGUGCAGCUCACGCAUGUAGCCCUGGCUGCGGGCGAUGAUCCAAACAGCACAGACGCUAGUUCCCUGAACCGCUCCCUAGCCAUCAUGUACCUGCUCCGUUUCUUGCAGUGGGGACACAGACAGGAGGAUGCAGACCGAACAGAGGCUUUGGCCUUUGCACUGCGCUCACUCAGAGCUCUGCUCUCGCACGCGGGUCUCCGGCCUCUGCUGCCGCUGAUGACUGCGGAGGCGCUGUCCCUCGCUUUAGAGCCCGGUGGAGGGGCCGUGGCACCAGCUGCGGCAGCAAGGUGUAGCCGCGUCCUUGGUCGCCUGGCUGCAGACACUGCCUCGACGGUGCGGGGCGAUUUCAGGAUCGAGGCCUCGGCUUGGAAGCUCCUCCUCCAAACCAUGCCACCUGUCGGUGCUGCAGUGCCUUUCGACGGGGAGCAUGCAGAGUACUGGCUCGCUGCCUUUGUGGACGCCCUUUCUACAUUCCUUGCUGCAAAGGACGUGGAGAUCGGAUCGCAGGAGGUUGGCAUUCUCUGGAGCCGCCUUGUGGUGCGACCCAUCCUCGGCCUUCCCGUCAGCUUCGGGGCACUGCAGUACUUCAAGCUCGCGUUCGCCGCCCGAGGCCCCGCAUCUGUUCUGCUUCUGGCUCCGUAUUUGGCUGCGCCACACCCACCUACAGAAGUGAAGAUGGCUUACAUCUCAAUUUUCUGCCCCAGCUCAUUUCAGGAUGCUCCACCACUUAAUGUGAGCUUUUUCUUCCCAGAGGCACGAAGGUUCCGGGAGGAGGCGAGUCUCGUGGCCCACUCCCCGCCAAGACUGCCGCCUCCGCUCCGCCGGUCUUUCAGCUCGGAUGAUUCCUUUUGGCCCGAGAUCGGCGCGCACUCCUCACUCAAUGCCCUGGCACAGGCAGCCGCAACAGCUAAUGUCGACCUGCCGGAAACAUCCGCUUCCGUACCGAGGCUACGACUUGACCGUGUGCAGGCCGUGUUACCCAAUCCGCAAGGUACCAGCCUUUUCGGUGAGCUGACAGUCUACGAUGCUACAGAGCGCCGGCUGUGGGACGAGUUCGACGAGCUGGGCUCCAUCGAAGAUGCGGAGGCUCUUCGCCAGCGCGAUGCUGCGGCCUUUCGAUGCCUUGCUGUUUUGGACAAAGAAAUCGAUGCCGCAGGCCGUGCCGGCCGUGAACUGCCUUCAGCUUUGGCAGAGGCCAGGGCGAAGUUCUCGAGCCUCUGUGAGCUCGCAGAUGGUGCUGCUGCAGCGAUGGCGCGGCGCAUUGGCACUGCUGAGUUGGCCUUCACUAGUGCAGAGGAGGAGUUUAUCGAGGCUUCCUCGGUGCACCGGCGUGUCAGAGCUCGCUGCCGGCGUCAGGGAGAGCCUUCGCCUUCGACCCAGGCCUUGACUGCUGCGCGGUCGAAGUUAGAUCAAGCUCACCUCGCGCUCGUCGCAGAGAUGCGCCUGGCUGCGCAGUGGGCGCAACUGGGCCUCGUGGAGAUCACCAGCAUUGCUGGCUUCGCCCGUGCUCUGCGUGCCGCUGGCCCAACCCAUGCAGAUCCACUCUUGGAAAGGCUUCUGCAUCACAGCCGCUGGUGUGCGAAGCAGGCAGAGAACGAUCUGCGAGCUGCGUCUUCUCCCAGCUCUCCGAUUCGAUUGGUCAAGGAAAAGCCUUCGGCCGCCGCACUGGACAACAUGGAUGCCGAGACGCUGCUACAGCGUGCCGAGUUGCGCGUCGAUGCCUUCGCUGGCUUCGACACCACCCCGCUGGGCAACGGAAUCCGCACUGUGGUCGCCCGAAAAAAGACCGCACCUGCCGAGGCUGUGGUUUUGAAGGCGUAUCCAGAAGCAGAGCGAGACCUUUGCCUCCGAGAACUUCAGGCGCUCCUGAAGCUGCGAGGUCACCCGCAGGUCUUGUCGCUCAUGGACGUCUUCAAAUCGGCAGGCUGCACCUACCUGCAACUUCCUCACUGUCCAGCAGGGACGCUUGAACAGUGGUGUGCUAAGCAUGGAGAUGCAUUGCAGCGAGGACGUGAUGCAGAUGUGUUCGUGCGGGGGCAAAGCAUUUGGAGGCAGACUUGGCAGGCCGUCGGCCAACUUCAUGUUGCCGGUGUCUGCCACGGAGAUCUGACGCUGCAGAACGUGUUGCUGUGGGCUGAUCUGCGACCGGCGCUGGCGGAUUUCAGGAGGUGUGCUCUCCAAGUCCCGGGGGCGGAGGAGCGGUGGCCGGCUCCGACGGCGGACUAUGCGGCACCAGAGCUGGAGGCAGAUCCUUUGACAGUGCCCACCAAGCCCGCUGACGUCUACAGUGCUGGCGUGGCCAUGGCCAAGACCUUCCUUGGCCUGGAGCUUCAGGUCUCUUCUUGUCCAUAUCAUCCAACUCGGGGACACCGCUCUUUGCCCGAAGAGCGUACCGAUGCAGACUUGGCAGACCUCUUGCAGCUACUGCUCGCUGAGAAGCCUUCAACGAGGCCUUCCGCAACAUCCGCAUCCAGCCACCGAGCCCUGGAACCCCUGGGCUUUCUGCGACGCCGAGGACUCUUAGGCUCCUCAGGAAGCGCGCCCCAGAGCUUCCUCAGCUCUGCCGAGUUGCUUCGAGAGGAGUUCCGUGGGAAGCGCGUCGAAGAACCUCUGAUGCUCUCCCGCGAGACGGUGUUCGACGACAUCGCCGGGUCCAAGGUGGGCGAAUGGCGAGAAGAAGCACUCCUGGGUGAAUGGCGCGUCAUGCUCAGCGACGAAAGUGGCGUUGAUGGUGGUGGGCUGCGGAGAGAGGUCGUGACGCUUUUCUUUGAGCAGCUGGAGAGCAGCAGUCUUGUCUUGAAAGCCGGCAUGGAUGGCUCUGAGGUACUGACCCUCUUCGUAAACGACCGUCAACGCGCCCAGCAGAGCGUGCAGCAGUGGAGACAGACGUGGACCACAGUCGGUGCAAUGCUUCUCCGUGCGCUCGUCCACUUUGGAAAUGCACCCCUCGGCCUGAGCAGUGCCGUCUUUGAUUGCGCUCUCGGAAGGUUGCCACAGCUGCCACCCGACGACCUCGGCGCAGGUGUCGAGGAGGAUGUUGGAAAGAGUAUCGACCGCAUGAUCGCGAGGAGAGAUGCCGAGGGCGAUGAUUGGGCUCUCAGUCAGCUAUCCGACCUUCUCCGGCGACUUCGUCGAGCAGACCCUCAGAAAGAGGCCGGAUACCGCUGGAUGCUGGCGCAACGCGUGCAGGAGCCGAUGGAUGGUCGUUCUGUGGUGUCCGCGCUGUCCACGGAAAGUUUCGAGACCGUGGAGGCCAUGCUGGAGCCGGCGGCUUACGGUUUGCUUGCUCGGCUCGCUUCACCAUCAUCGGAGGGCAAGCUCCUGCUCGACGGUGCCGCCUUCGAGUGGGUGCUCCUUUGGGAUCUCUACCUCAAGUAUCUCGGGGGUGGAGACAGGUGGUUGGCUUACCAAGCUUUGGCCGCUGGCUUUACUACACAGGGGCGGCGGACAGCAAUGUGGUCUUCAAUGACAGGGGAGCAGAUCGUGGAGCUGCUGGAAGGCGUUCCGUUGACCCCGGAGGCUGUGUUGCCGAACCUGGAAUUCAAACCUGGGUAUGGCUACGAGACGCAGAUUCAAUACUUCACGGCGGUCCUGGGUUCGUUUUCGGCCGAGGAGCUGUCCAUGUUCCUUCGUUUUGCCACCGGCAUUGGCCGGCUUCCCGCCAGCCGUCGCUUUCCUGCGGGGCAGAAGUUGGCUAUCCGGUUCAUGCCCACAGACAACCUGGACCAGUUGCCAUCGGCUCACACCUGCUUCUGGGUCGUGGACGUCCCGCCAUACGAGGACCAAGAGGACAUGGGCAGGAAGCUGCGUGUGGCCAUCGCUGCGCCUCAGCCCUUUGCCCUGAGCUGA
Messenger RNA from Symbiodinium sp. CCMP2456, 4764 nucleotides. NCBI's taxonomy places the organism in Eukaryota, Dinophyceae, Suessiales, Symbiodiniaceae. The record is from the annotation of a GenBank genome assembly.